Molecule: messenger RNA, 2177 nt
Organism: Trematosphaeria pertusa
Lineage: Eukaryota; Fungi; Ascomycota; Dothideomycetes; Pleosporales; Trematosphaeriaceae
Product: glycoside hydrolase family 115 protein
Exons: 1
Coding region: 137-2062 (641 amino acids)
Source: RefSeq, a predicted model, not a curated record
GAUGUCAUUUGUCGCUAUCUCUCACUAGGCGAUGUGGGGAUACUACCUCGACCUUUAACCGCAUCCACGCAUACAAAAUGGGAAGAAGCCUCCUCUCCAGUCAACGCAACGCACGACCGCGCGGUAGCCAGCAACCAUGGAGCUCGUCAGGCUUUUGCUGUGCUUCUUCGUCUUCGUCAUAGGGACCCGGGCCAUCGGGCAACCUUCGAGUCUGGGUUUCUCGGAAGCAGAUGGCGGGUUGAAGCUAGGUGGCACUGGAUCAGCACCGACCAUCGUCAUCGAUAGCAAAGACUGGGCUGGAGUGACGCGCGCGGGCAACGACCUCGCGAAUGACUUCGGGCUAGUCACAGGAACGAAAGCCAAAGUUGCGACCGGCACGUCGGGCCUUGCGGACACCCCGGUCAUCAUCGCCGGAACCAUUGGCAAAUCGCCGCUCAUUGACGGUUUGGUCUCGGCCGGCAAGAUCGAUGUUUCGGGGAUCAAGGGGAAAUGGGAGUCUUUUACUUCAGCACUCGUGGACAGCCCUACCACUGGCGUGUCAUCAGCUCUUGUGCUAGCCGGUAGUGACAAACGAGGCACCAUCUUCGCCCUCUACGACAUCUCCGAGCAAAUCGGCGUCAGCCCCUGGUACUGGUGGGCUGAUGUCCCACCCAAGAAGAAAACCGCCAUCUACGCGCUUCCCACCAAGAAGACCCAAGGCCCACCGUCCAUCAAAUACCGCGGCAUCUUCCUCAACGACGAACAGCCCGCCCUCACAAACUGGGUCAACUCCAACUACGGCGGCAAAUACGACUCGCGUUUCCACGCCAAAGUCUUCGAACUCCUGCUCCGCCUGCGUGCAAACUACUUCUGGCCUGCGAUGUGGAACUCCAGAUUCUACACCGACGAUUCGAAGAACGGGCCGCUCGCCGACGAAAUGGGAAUCGUGAUGGGAACCAGUCAUACAGAGCCGAUGGCAAGAGCCGAUAAAGAGAAGGUGAAGCCCUGGGACUGGAAGAGCAAUCAGAAUAAUCUGAAGAAGUAUAUGCAAGACGGGGCGACUAGGGCAAAGAACUGGGAGACGCUGUGGACCAUGGGAAUGCGCGGGGGUGGGGAUGCGGCGAGUCCGACGCUGGAUGCAACGGCAUUGGUGGAUGUUAUUACGUUCCAGCAGGGGGUGCUGAAGAGCACGUUGGGCGUCAGCAAUUUGAGUGCGGUGCCGCAGAUGUGGUGCGUGUACAAGGAGGUUGGCGGGUAUUAUCAGGCUGGCAUGAAGAUCCCGGACGAUGUUACGAUUCUCUGGAGCGAUGACAAUAGCGGGAACAUCCAGCGCCUUCCUAUUCCGAGCGAGGUCGACCGCAUAGGGGGCGCGGGUGUCUACUAUCAUUUCGACUAUGUGGGCGACCCGCGGAACUACAAGUGGAUCAACACUAUUCAGCUGUCGAAAACGUGGCAGCAGAUGCAUCUCGCGCACGAGCGAAACGCACGCCAGAUCUGGAUCGUCAACGUCGGGGAUCUCAAGCCUCUCGAGAUCCCAAUCUCGCACUUCCUAGACAUGGCGUAUGACAUGUCGAAGUUCGAGACGCCAGACAGCACCGAUACCUGGCUCAAAGCAUGGGCAACGCGCGAAUUUGGGGGAGAUGUUGCCGACGCGACCGCAGAGGUUAUGGCCACGUACGGCAAGCUCCUAAUUCGGCGGAAGUACGAGCUUCUGAACAACAACCCAUUCCUCUACUCCAUCGCCAACUACGACGAGGCUGAGAACGUGCUAAACGAAUGGGAAGCCCUAGAAGUCAAGACCCAAUCACUAUACGACAAGCUCGACUCCGCCACGCAAAUCGCCUUCUUCGAGAUGGUCCUACACCCCGUCAUGGCCGGCAAAGUCGUCCAACGCGUCUACAUCAACGCAGCCCGCAACGCCGCGUACGCGAAGCAGAAGCGCAUGAGCGCGAACGAGCUCGCCGCCGAUGUCAAGAACACUUAUGCACAGGACGCAGUUAUCCAGAAGAGAUAUCAUGGUUUGUUGAACGGGAAAUGGAACCACAUGAUGGAUCAGAUACAUUUCGGGUACAACAACUGGUAAGUAACCCAACCUUUCCCCCUCCCAAAUCCCCACGCAAAGCACAUGGAAGUCUCUCCAGCUUCCGUACACGCAGUCGCGUCUUGUAAUUGAUGGCUUGUGAGGUCACGCUGGAAUG